This is a messenger RNA of Exophiala viscosa, 1329 nucleotides long. RefSeq lists its product as uncharacterized. The record is from RefSeq and is a predicted model, not a curated record. Bases 132 to 1208 code for a protein of 358 amino acids. Lineage: Eukaryota; Fungi; Ascomycota; Eurotiomycetes; Chaetothyriales; Herpotrichiellaceae. The transcript has a single exon.
ACAGCACCGUUACCUUCGUGGCCAUCUGACAUGAUCCACCCCGUUUCAGCCUUCUGAAAGAAUCAAACCCUACAUCUACCCUGGUUUUCCCUUUUGCCUUAUGAUGAUCCCGCCGCGGAGGGAUUCUCGCGAUGACGGCCGAGGACGAACAUGCCCCUGCCGAGACCUUCAAGACAUCCAAGCGAGACAAAUUCAAGGGAGCCCUUUCCCGGACAAAGAGCAAGUUCAAGAAAAACAAUGACAAGAGUGAAGAGACGGAGCAGGGCCUCAGUGCCGACGUGAACGAGUUUCUUGCGGCGGGCAGGACGUCAACAUCGAGUUGGAACUCCCAGAACACAACACCACAUUCUCCUGCGACACACGGGUUCUCAUCGACAGCGACAUCGCCAGACCAGCAAUCCCCCAGACCCUCGACGUCCGACUCGUCAUCCACCAUUCACAAGCCACCGAGAAAACUUGUGGUGCCACGGAUUGAUGUGUCCAAUUCUCAAAGAUGGCCUGCAGCGCAGCCAGUCCGGCAACAAGGCAGCCUGGCCGAGUCCGACUUCCUUCGACCAGAAUACCACAGUCGAAGCCAGUCAGCCUCAUCACUGUCCAAGAGAAAAGGGCGCGCGAGAGGACUCAGCGUGGCUUUUGAUGACGAUCCGCCUGUCAUCAUCGGCGAAGGAGGUGACGACGCACCGACCCCUCCCAUGGAGAUAUCCAAGGCAAAAUCAAGAGCCAGAUCAGCCUCGCCCAUGUCCACCCGUCAGCCACACGCGCCCGGGAUGCACCACAGUCCGACGGCAGCGCAUACACACUUCAGCCCAGCCCGUGGUCAUGACCCGCCAGAUGUUUUGAGGCCUAGAGGACUUCAAAGGAUCCAGACGGGCACGUCUCCUACGUCGGCUGCGAGCCGUUCUUCGGCUCUGGACAGGGAAUUUGAGAUGACGUUGCGUCUGGGAGCGGGACACAACUCACCAGAUAGUCAGGGCAGCGUUACGAAUACUCCUGAGAUCGUUUCGCCGAGGCCAGUACGCCCGAUCAAGCCGCCGCCUCCAAUCAUGGAAAUACCUCAUCCCUCCGGUCUCAGGAAGGAGGUACCGAGAAAUGAUAGGACCGAGCACCUCCGCGAAGGAGAUAUCCUGCGACUAUCCCACCAAGCCGAAGUGCAUACUCCGCGCUCUAACGAGAGGAUCACUCCUGGACAAAGGCACUAUGUUGGCUGAAAACAAUCGAUUCGCUAUUCUAUCGUGCUAUGCAAAUGAUGGAGUCUGUCAUGCAAUCGACAUUCAGACACGAUUCACGACGAGCUAUUGCUUCCAAGAGCUUUGAAGCCCUGGAUCAGGU